This is a messenger RNA of Nerophis ophidion (straightnose pipefish), 5784 nucleotides long. RefSeq names its product arg8-vasotocin receptor-like. Gene Ontology annotation, biological process: G protein-coupled receptor signaling pathway; positive regulation of vasoconstriction; regulation of systemic arterial blood pressure by vasopressin. Gene Ontology annotation, cellular component: membrane. The coding region runs from base 152 to 1285 and encodes 377 amino acids. Gene Ontology annotation, molecular function: vasopressin receptor activity; peptide binding. The record is from RefSeq and is a predicted model, not a curated record. NCBI's taxonomy places the organism in Eukaryota, Metazoa, Chordata, Actinopteri, Syngnathiformes, Syngnathidae. The transcript is spliced from 4 exons.
GCUGAACCGGGGCGACAAGAACAAUCUCCAAAACCCAACUUGAAGAAGGAGUGUUUGUAGAAGAGGCUGAGGGUGGAGAAGCAGAGUAGGAGAGCGCCACAGUGGGAGAUCUUUGCUGGCGAGGGCGGUCCCUGCAGGCGAUCGACACGCCAUGUCCUCCCCCACUGCGACGGCGGGAAACUUGGAGCCGACACGGCAGCCAGUGGAAAAUGUCAGCAGUAGGGGUCCUGACCCGUGGGAACGUGACGAGGCGUUGGCCCGGAUGGAGAUCAUCGUGCUGAGCGUGGCCUUCGUGGCGGCGACGGUGGGGAACGCCAGCAUGCUGCUAGCGUUGCGAGUGAGCCAGAGGAAGCCGUCACGCGUGCACCUGUUCAUGACGCACCUGAGCCUGGCCGACCUGGUGGUGGCCUUCUUCCAGGUGCUGCCGCAGCUGUACUGGCAGGUCACCUUCCGUUUCCGCGGCCCGGACUUCCUGUGCCGUGGCGUCAAGUUCCUGCAGGUGGUGGGCAUGUUCGCCUCGGCCUACGUGACCGUGGCCAUGACCGUGGACCGCUACGUGGCCGUGUGCCACCCGAUGACCACCCUCAACCGACCGAAGCGGCGUGCGCGCGCCAUGAUAGCGUGCGCGUGGGCGUGCAGCCUGGCGCUGAGCACGCCGCAGGUCUUCAUCUUCUCCAUGCAGGAAGUGUACGCAGGCUCGGACGUCUACGACUGCUGGGCUGACUUCAUCGAGCCCUGGGGUAUGCGCGCCUACACCACCUGGAUCACGGCCGACGUCUUCCUGGUCCCCGUGGCCGUGCUCGUCACCUGCUACGGCUUCAUCUGCCGCGCCGUGUGGACCAACGGCAAGUGGAGCUCGCGCGGGCGGAGCAUGCCGGCCGUGUCCCGCGGCAAAGUCCGCACGAUCAGGAUGACGCUGGUGAUCGUCCUCGCUUACGUCACCUGCUGGGCGCCUUUUUUCAGCGUGCAGAUGUGGUCCGUGUGGGACGACAACUUCACCUGGCACGAUUCCGACAACAUGCCGGUGACUCUCUCGGCGCAGCUGGCCAGCCUCAACAGCUGCGUCAACCCGUGGAUCUACUUGAUGUUCAGUGGGCACCUGAUGUCCGACUUCGCCAGGCGACUGCCUUGCUGUCGCCGCCUCGGCACCAAGUUUGCUCGUCCCAAUUCGAUCAGCAGCCCCCGGUCGAGCACGCAGCUGUCCCGCUUGCAAGGUCCGCGCCUCUCUGAGUCACACACGGCGAAGACUGCGCCUCCUCCGUGUGAUGCCAAAGAACCAGCUUGAGGGGAAGCUGCAGACAGGAAGGCCCUGCCGACGGAGACCACGACAGCGGAGAAGAUCAUUGGCCGGCCCUCCACCCUCCUUAGAGGUCAUGGCUCGCUCUCGCUGCCUCGACAAAGAAAAUCCUGCCAGAGGCCUCUCACCCCGAUCAGCACUUGUUCAAGCUACUGACAAGAGGUUUCGGUAACACAAGAUCAGGACAAACACAAUUAAACAGUUUUUAGGAUAUUGAAUCUGUCCCAAUAGGUCACAUUGAUUUUCACUUUUGCACUGGUAUUUAACAUUUUAUUUAUUGUUUCUUUUAACAGAGUAGCCACCAAUGUUUUUGUCAUGCUGUCAUGACAAUAAAGUCUUCUAUUCUAUUCCAUUCCAUUCUAUUCUUUUCUAUUCUUAUUCCACACUCCUACUGCACAAUCAAUACUCAUAUCCCACAACAAAUACUCCCGUUCCACACUAAGAUUCCACCGUAAAUACUCUUAACUUGCAAUAAGUACUCUUAUUCCUCACUCUGAUUCCGCAGUCAAUACUCCUAUUCCGCAAAAAAGACUUACAUUACACAAUAAAUACUCUUAUUGAAAAUGAAUACUCUAUUUCAAAAUAAAGUAACAUGAUUAUGUUAUCAUUGCAGGGCCAAUACAGAUAGACAACAUUUAUACUGUGUGAUUUUUUAUUCUAUUUUAUUAACAUUCCUCACUCCUAUUUUUCCUGGACCUGAGGCAUGAAUACUGUACUCUUAUUCCACAACAAAUAAUCCUACCUCGCAAUUAAUACUCCUAUUCCACACGCGUAUUCCACAAUCAAUACUCUUAUUCUACAAUAAACUCCUAUUCCACACUCGAAUUUCAUAGUAAACACUCUUAUUCUGCAAUAAUGGUAAAUGGUUGUACUUGUAUAGCACUUUUCUAGCCCUUUUUAAGGAGCCCAAAGCGCUUUGACACUACUUCCACAUUCACACACACAUUCACACAUUCACACACACAUUCACACAUACACAUUCACACAUUCACACACACAUUCACACACACAUUCACACACACAUUCACACACAUUCACACACACAUUCACACACACUUUCACACAUUCACACACUGACGGGGGGAGCUGCCAUGCAAGGCACUCACCAGGACCCAUCAGGAGCAAGGGUGAAGUGUCUUGCUUAAGGACACAACGGACGUGACUAGGAUGGUAGAAGGUGGGGAUUGAACCAGGAACCCUCAGAUUGCUGGCACAGCCACUCUACCAACUUCGCCACGCCGUCCCCAUAAUCACUCUUGUUACCACAAUCCAUACUCCUAUUCCACAAUAAAUACAUGUAUUCCACAAUACACACUCUUAUUCCAAAUUAAUACUCCAUUCCAAAAUAAAAUUUAGAUAAGUAUUUUAAUGUCUUUUUUUUAUAUUUUAUUUUAUUAAGAUUCCUUCCUGCCCAUUCCGAAAUAAAUACUGUACUCUUAUUUUACAACAAAUAAUCUGACUUCACCAUAAAUAGGACUAUUCCACAUGCUUAAUCCACAAGCAAGGCUCUUGUUUCACAAUAAAUAAUCAUAUUAAUGUAUAAGCGCAUUUCACGUUCUUAUUCCACAAUCAAUACUCCUAUUCCACUAUAGACACUCUUACUGCACACUUGUAUUCCACAAUAAAUACUCUUAUUCUGCAAUAAUAACUCUUAUUCCACAAUAAAUACUUUUAUUCCAUUCUUUUAUUCCACAAUAAAAACUUGUAUUCCACACCCAAUUCCACAAUCAUUUUUUUAAUUCCAAACUAAUACUUUACUCCAAAGCAAAACUUAAAUAUGUAUUAUUAAUCUAUUCUUUUAGUUGAUUAAAAUUCCUCACUGCUCAUUCCGCAAUAAAUUCUGUACCUACUUAUUCCCAUACAAAUAAUCUGACUUCACAAUAAAUUCCACAUGCUUAAUCCACAAUCAAUGCUCUUAUUUCACAAUAGUCUUAAUUAAUAAGCUUAUUCCACGUUAUCAUUCCACAAUCAAUACUCCUAUUCCAAAAUGGAUGCUCUCACUGCACACUUGUAUUCCAAGAUAAAUACUCUUAUUCCACACUCGGAUUCCACAAGAAAUACUCUUAUUCUGCAAUAAAUACUCUUUAUUUCACAAUAAAUGCUUUUAUUCCUCGCUCAUAUUCCACAAUACUUGUAUUCCGCACUCAAUUCCGCAGUAAAUUCUGUAAUUCCAAAUGAAUACCAUCAAUCCAUCCAUUUUCUACCGCUUGUCCCAUUAUUGCUAGUUGAAAAUUGUAAUACUUUAUAACCCAAAAUGUUUUUAUUUUUAAUCUAUUCUUUUAGUUUAUUAAAAUUCUCACUGCUCAUUGUGCAAUAAAUAAUGUACUCUUAUUCCACAACAAAUGAUCUUACUUCACAUCAAAUAAGCUUAUUCCACAGUCACUGCUCUUAUUUCACAAUAGCCUUAAUAAUUAGAAAGCUCAUUCCACCUUCUCAUUCCACAAUCAAUACUCUUAUACCACCAUGAGAUUACACAAUAAAUGCUCUUAUUCUGCAUUAAAUACUCUUACUCCACACUCCUAUUCCACAAUAAAUACAUGUAUUCCAUAAUAAAUACUCUUAUUCCACAAUACUGUUAAUGUGAAAUAAUUACUCUUAUUCAUGACUCUGAUUUUACAAUCAAUACUCUUAUUCCACAAUAAAUACUCUAUUCCAAAAUAAACACUCUUAUUCCACAAUGUUUAUUUAUUUUGUAUUUGUUUUUACUUUCACCGUACUUCAUGAACUGAUGUGUAUGUUUCCCACAGUCUGCAGUAACAAUCGAUUGUAUGCUCUUAUUCCUACUUUACAUGCGGGCCAUUCCACUCAGUAUCUGACAUUUGCAUUUCCAGGAACUUAAAUAUAUAAAUGCAGAAUAAAUGAAGUGUAAAAUGCAUGCUUACAAUGGCCUACAUGUGCUGCACAUUUAGAUUACAUUCAACACUGGAAGGAUAGCAUUUGUAUAUAUUGUUUACAUAUUGGCCCUGUGAUGAGGUGGCGACUUGUCCAGGGUGUACCCCGCCUUCCGCACGAUUGUAGCUGAGAUAAGCACCAGCGGCCCCCGCGACCCCAAAAGGGAAUAAGCGGUAGAAAAUGGAAUAAGUGGUAGAAAUUGGAUGGAUGGAUGGAUGUUUCCAUAUUUGUGUUACUCCUUAUUCGAACUAUACUUUUAUGCUUUUGUUUCUUUUUAAAAAAACUAACAAAAAAAAAAAAUAAUGAGGUGGAAAUAUAUACUUUACUCGUGUUCCUGGGUUGUUCCGGUUACCCUAACUAAAAAUGUUAGUUGUUGUGGAAUGUUCCACAAGCCACGUGGUCCACAAGAAGUUGAACCAUUCACACACUAUAAAAUGUUGGGUUAAAAAAUAACCCAAUUUUAGCCCAACUGCUGGUUCAGAAAAGGACAAACCCCUUAUUUGAGUUAUUUUAACUCAACAUUUUGAAUUAAUUUUUCAACACAACUUUUGCGCUGAAUUAUUUAACCCAAAAGUUGAGUUAUGAUAACUUAAUGUUGGGUUAUUCCCAACCAAACUAUUAGCUUGAAUUUAUUUAACCCAAAAGCUGGGUUAUGCUCACUAAAAUGUUGGGUUAUUCCAAACCCAACUAUUGGUUUGCGCAAUUUAGCGCUCCUUGACCCAAUAGCUGGUUAAAUAUUAUAAACUGUACUGCUGGUUUGUCCUAUUCCUUCACAACUACAGUUAAAAGUUCUUUUUAUUUCAUUCAAAUAUACUCAAAAUGAAGAUAUGAGUGACAUAGAAGUUCUAUACAGCACACUCAAAUGUUUUCAUGUACAUAAAUUGUGUGAUUGUAAGUAAUGUUAAUGAGAUAAAUCCUUAAUAAAAUUACCUUCAAGUAAAAAGUACAUUUUUAAUUAAAAAAAAGCCUUUUACCCAAAAUGUUACUCAUUGAAAAACCACCCAAACAUGGUUGAUAGUUUUGAAACCCCAGAAAUUGAGUUAAAAUAAUAGCCUUAUAAACCCUAAAAUCGGAUUGCUCGUCAUAGAAAUGAUUCCAAAAGUUAACCCAACACUCGCAACUCAUAAAUUGGGUCAUGAAAAUAACCCAGCAUUUUUUAGUGUGCACAUCCUCUGCAGGCCAUGAAGGAGGAAGUUCACUCAUCUAUUUUUUUUAGGUAUAUUCAAUGAUAUUUAAAUUAUAAAUAACAUCUAGAUCCACUCAUCUAUUGCACCGAGGGGAGGGUCCCACAUCUGUGAUUACCUCCAAGGUUGAGUUUUUCCCUGCCCUGAUGUGGGAUCUGAGUCGAGGAUGUCGUUGUGGCUUGUGCAGCCCUUUGAGACACUCAUGAUUUCGGGCUAUACAAGUAAACAUUGAUUGACAACUGCGAGUUAAAACCUCAGCACAGUCCUGUUACCAACAUAUAUAUUUUUUAUAUUAAAAAAAAGUGAAAAUCACUGCUUGGUGUAAACAUGCUAUUAGCAUAAAUGUCAUGUGACUACAGUGCAUUUAUUUACUAAAAACUCACCUGAAGCACUCAGUCGUCUUCCACAAAU